Molecule: messenger RNA, 420 nt
Organism: Colletotrichum phormii
Lineage: Eukaryota; Fungi; Ascomycota; Sordariomycetes; Glomerellales; Glomerellaceae
Exons: 2
Coding region: 113-334 (73 amino acids)
Source: RefSeq, a predicted model, not a curated record
CUCCUCUCUUCGCUCAGCAAGCUGAAGCGUUUUGCGUGCUCGUACACAUUCACAACUGUCGUCGAUCCGUAGCUUCCUCUUCCGAUCGGCGACACGCAGCGAUUUGCACUAGAUGCCUGCUCGUUCUGUUGCAUCCAUGCACCUUUGCAUCUUGCGUGGCUGCACAUGGCCUACAGACGCAUGGGUAUGGAUAUGCGGGACGGAUACAGCAGGACCGUCGUGUCGUUCUGCUCGGCUUCCGUCGCUUCAGCGCCAUUCUCCCCGUCGGGCUGAUGUAACAGCAGCACUCGCGCGGUCUAUCGUUUUAGAAGCCGAUGUGAACUUAUGGGGCUAAAGUAGAGAUGAUCGCUUGGCCUGAACCCGGAGCAGCUUCUUGGCAGGGGCUGAUAUGGAGGCUUCAAGCGUUAAUUUGGAAGCUGG